This is a messenger RNA of Synchytrium microbalum, 987 nucleotides long. RefSeq lists its product as uncharacterized. The coding region runs from base 1 to 987 and encodes 328 amino acids. The record is from RefSeq and is a predicted model, not a curated record. Lineage: Eukaryota; Fungi; Chytridiomycota; Chytridiomycetes; Synchytriales; Synchytriaceae. The transcript has 5 exons.
AUGUUAUCAGCAUCAGACUCUCUGGACUUUCAAGGCACAAAACGUAACAAGAUCCUCAUCAUUGGGCCUGAUCAUACCGUAAUUCUCAGCUUUGUCACUCGACUGCUACGAGAUACAAACCAAUCUGAUCUCAUCCAAACACACUUAUCAUCACCUGAAAUACAAGACGGACUGACAAUUCCAUACACGCUGGAUACAAGAUACUAUACUGCCCAAACCUCAUUAUGGGUCGCAUCAACCGAUACUGCUGCUAACGAUAUCUCACAUUGGAAUGUGGUUGCUCCUGCUAUCGAUGCUGUCAUAUACGUGUUUGACCGGGCUGAGCCUACGACAUUCACGCAUAUACAUCCAUGGUCGGAUUUUCUGAGUAGCCAUGAUCCGAACGUAUCGCUAUGUGUUGCUCAUUCGAUGGACGACAGACAAGACAGCAGUAGUGGACUAGACGCUUGUGAAGAUUGGUGUAUAGAUCUUGGAUUUGAGUUUGUAGAUGUGUGUGCUUCCGCAACUAGUGAGGAUGCUGGUGAUGGUGGCAAUAGUGAUGCAGCACGAGAAAAAUUCGGCUUCCCUCGAAUUAUAGAAGCACUAGAAUCCAACAUGUGGGAUGGCCUAGUUCGCAAACCAACACGGACUAGUGGUGUGUCUGGUGAUAUUACAAGUGCACAGAAUCGACUGUCUGCUCCUGUUACCACUAGUACCGGUAGCAGAGGUGGAUCAGACCUAGCAGCCCUAUAUACAGAAACCAUGAGUUCAUUUGCUCGUGAGUUGUCUGAUAAUGACGAUGAAGAUGAUCUUGAUGCAGAGGGGUUCGAGGUUGCGUUGCAGAGGUUGAGACAUUUACGUGAGCAAUCAAAGCUCCUCUCUGACGAAGAGAGACGAGAGCUGACUGCGAAGAUAUCGUCAACGUUGGAUGAUGACGAUAAGGACGAUUUCGGAGAGUUUAUGCGUGCACCAACAGUUGUAGGUGAACCUAGUGGUCUAGGUAGAUAG